Eruca vesicaria subsp. sativa (arugula) is the source of this 366-nucleotide messenger RNA. NCBI's taxonomy places the organism in Eukaryota, Viridiplantae, Streptophyta, Magnoliopsida, Brassicales, Brassicaceae. The record is from the annotation of a GenBank genome assembly.
AUGGGUUCGUUUAGGUUUUCGGAUUCUCAUUGUGUGGUAGAGAAUGUUUUGUACUCUGUUUGUGAUGGGAAGUUGAGAUGGUAUGAUGGUGAGAUGAACAAGUGGAGAAUUUUGAAGGGUUUGGUCGGAAGACUGCCUAAGUUCUGUCAUGGUGUUUCUGUUAGAUUGUGUGAUUAUGGUGGUAAGAUGGUUGUCGUGUGGGAUGAGAACGUGAUGUCUAGUGGUGAGAAGAUGAUUUGGUGUGCUGAGAUUGCGCUUGAAAGGCGUGGGGUUUGGGAAAUGUGGGGACAAGUUGAGUGGAUUGAUCAUGUGCUUACAGUUCCUAUAGGUUAUUAUAUCGUCAAGCCUCUUACCGCUACCGUUUGA